AUGUCCGAACAUGAAGAUAUCCUUUGUGACGCGGAUGCUGCCUUUACUCGCUUGCAGGUUCCUCCAUUUGUUGUUGAACAGUUCUUUUAUAUGAUCAGCAACGACGACGGCGAAGUGGCUUUGCAGCCAUUGGCACUUUUUCUUGAUUUUCAGGUGUCCUUGGGACGAAUGCUUGUGGACGAGCGCGACGAGGCAGUUGAACACGGGCGCAGGGUUGUGUUACUUCCCGUGGACGCAGUGCGUGUGUACUGGAGCAAUUAUCGCCUCCCUGUGCGACGCACUGUUGUGCCAAAUAUACUGGCAGGUAUUGACACCAAGGGAUCAGAUGAGAUCUCAAGUCUUUCUGGUAAUGGCAAUGGUAGUGGUAUUGCUGGUUUGCAGGCUGGGGAUAGCAAGACAAAUGCAACAAAUGCUGGCGUCGCAGUCCAGGUUGCCAAUGCGAAGGAGACAAAGGAGGAAAAGAGCACUGACAUUGAGGAUGUUGAGCUAUCCAUGGAAGAGAAUAGCAAUACGGUAUUGACAAGCAGUGUGGGAUCCCCAAUGGAGGAAUCUAGUGGCAGAUUGGUUCGGGUCUCCAGGGCUGCAGUUGCAAAUGCUGUUGUGGUUGAUGUUGCAGAAGAGGGGUCCUCCAUGGACAAAGGGACUCCAAACUCGGUGCAAAUGGAAGACGCGAGCAGUGGUAGUGUGGGAGGAGCCAACACUAGUAGAACUGAUAAUGUUGUGGAUGCUGUUGCAGAAGAGGGGUCCUCCAUGGAUGAAGGGACUCCAAACUCAGUGGAAAUGGAAGACACAAGCAGUGUUAGUGUGGCUCACUACCAAUGCUGA
This is a messenger RNA of Phaeodactylum tricornutum CCAP 1055/1, 825 nucleotides long. RefSeq lists its product with no specific name. The record is from RefSeq and is a predicted model, not a curated record. The transcript has a single exon. Lineage: Eukaryota; Bacillariophyta; Bacillariophyceae; Surirellales; Neidiaceae. Bases 1 to 825 code for a protein of 274 amino acids.